AUGCGAGUGUGGCAUAGCAGUGAGCUUGUUUUCUCACAGUUCCCCCUCCUCUCUCUCACGCCUCCAUGGCUUUCCCCCCCCACUGUUCCUCCUCCCCUCUUCCCCCCCGCCCAAUUCUACCCGCCUCCCCAGCUAUCCGCGGACACGCCCACCCACGCGCACCACCACUCCUCCUCCGCCUCACAGCACUCCCCGUCGCUCUCCUUUGCUGUCGCCGCUGCCGCCGCCGCAGCCACAGCAGCCAGCUCCCCACCAGCAGCGCCCAUGGGGGGCCGAGGGGGAGCAUCCCUCCUCGCCUCCUUCGCCGCUUCCGCCUCUCCCGCUGCCUCCAAGCCCGCUUCCCCUCUCCAAACCCUGCCUGGGCCGGCCCGAACCAGCUACGCUGCGCCAGGCUCGGUCACCGCCGCCAGCCUCCGAGCCUCCACCGAGGCUCCCCAGCAGCAGGGCGCGCAGCAGCCUGCUCAUCCCGCACCAGUGCGGCCAGUCCGAUCCUCCAGCACGGCCCAAUUCCCGUUCCGGGUGAACGACGUGGUGCUGAUAAAGGGCAACAAGCGCACGCCGGAGCACUUCAUCGGGCGCAAGGCCAUCAUCACCACGCAGUGCUUGAAUGGCUGGUACAUGGUGCGCACGCUCGACGGCGCUGCUGAUGAGGUGCGCCUGCAGUACCGGUCCCUGGUGAAAAUCCAUGCUGCUGGUGGGGCUGGUGGGGGAGGAGGGGGGGGAGGGGGAGGGGGUGGAGGAGGGGAUGGGGGGGUUGGUGGGGUUGCGGGAGGGAGUGUGGUGACAGGUGGGGGUGGAGGAGGGGGGGCUGGGGGAGUGGGGAGAGGAGGGGCGGGUGGAGGAGAGGGGGAGAGUCAUCGGCUGCUGCCGCCGGCGGGGGUGCCCAAGGGGCGAGGGGCGGGGCAUGGUGGAGCACGCAGGGAUACCAAAGCCAUGGGGCGGGGCAGGGGUGGACGGGGAGCAGGGAGGGCGGCAACGAAUGCGUCGCCCAUCAGCACGCCCGCGUCGCUCUGUGGCAGCCUCUCCACGCCCAACGCCUCCCACUGGACCGGUUCGGUGGCAGGUUCGGCAGCAGCGUCGGAUGCAGCAGGGGGGGCAUCACGGUCAGUGUCAGUGUCUGGUGACUUUGGCAUGUGCAGCGGGCCGGCAGGGGAGGUGGAGCAAGGCGCCAUGUCCACCACUCCCAGAAGCGGCAGUGGCACCUCCCAUGUCACCCGCAUGUCCCAUGCGGCGCCCAUGCCCCACAUGCCCCACGUGCCCCACAUGCAUGGUGCUGCUGCUGCUAUGGUUGGGAAUGCACCGCACACUAGCAUGUCAACGCCGCAUCAUGGCAUGCCAUCUGCCCACCACAGCUCAUCUAUGGCUCCACAGAGCACGGUGGUUUAUCCGACGGCUAGCAGCGCACCCACCACACCUGCAUCCAUUGGCCAUGCUGCCAUGCCCGUGCCUGCAAGCCCAGGCUCAGCCGUGCCUGCCAGUCCUGGUCCGGCUGUACCAGCGAGCCCAGGCUCGGUGGGGCGAGUGCAGCGAGGGCUGGGUGUGCAGGCGAGCCCAGGCUCGGCGACGUUCCGACCCUUGUUCCAGACAGGCCGGGGGUAUGCUGCGCAGAGAACCGAUCCUGGAGGUGGUUCGGUAGUGGACGGGGCGGCUGGUGCAGCAGGGGGAGCAGGAGGCACAGGUGAAGGUUCCGGUGUAAUGGGCGAGGGGACAGGGCUGACUGGUACAGCACAGGCAGGCGGAUUUGGUGCUCCACAGGCGGUGAGCUCAGCAGCAGUUGAGAUGUCAACAGCAGGGGCAGCAGCGGGUGGAGGUGUGGAAGCAGGGCCGGGUGGGACAGCAGGGCAGGGGCAUUCGCUGGUGGGGGUUCAGAGGCCACGUGAAGGGGUGGUGAGGAGUGAAGUGUAUGGGCAGCAAGUAGGUGUGCAGACUAUGGGACAGCACAUGGUGCAGCAACCCAUGGGCCAAAUGGGCCAAAUGGGCCAAAUGGGUCCGAUGGGAUUGCAGGCGAGUCAAGGCUAUGCGCUGCCAGGUCAGCAGCAGUGGAGCGCUGCACAGGGGCCAGGGCCGCGGCAAGGAGGUGCAGACUUGGUGCAGGGGUGGCAAGCAGCAGUGCAGGUGCAGGGGGCCACUGCUGUGCAAGGGACAGGAGGCGUGAUUCAGAUUCAGAAUCCCAUGAGCGUGGGUGCCGGGCAAGGUGGUGGUGCGGUGGUUAGUCAGGCAGGGAUGCUGCCAAGCCAGGGUGGCACGGCAGAGACUCCUACUUAUGUAAGCUGCCAUGCUCCCACCUGCCAUGUGCUGUUCUCUAUAAGUGCCGCCCUUUGCCUCCUGCUACCCUUUCUCGCCCUAUUCGUUUCAUCCCUUCCUUCCCUCUUUCCUCAUCUACCUCUUCGCUCCUCGUCCUUAACGCCUUUUCAUGCUAAUAAUUAUAUGCCCUCUCCCCUCCCCUCUCCCCUCUCCCUCCCCUCUCCCUUCCCCUCUCCCCUCCCCUCUCCCUUCCCCUCUCCCCUCCCCUCUCCCCUCCCCUCUCCCUCCCCUCCCCUCUCCCCACCCCUCUCCCCAUCCCUCUCCCCAUCCCUCUCCCCUCCCCGCUCCCCUCCCCCUCCCCUCCCCUCUCCCCACCCUCUCCCACCCCUCUUCCCACCCCUCUUCCCACCCCUCUUCCUACCCCUCUCCCCACCCCUCUUCCCACCCCUCUCCCCAUCCCUCUCCCCAUCCCUCUCCCCAUCCCUUUCCCCUCCCCGCUCCCCUCCCCUCUCCUCUCCCCUCUCCCCGCCCCUCUUCCCACCAAUCUUCCCACCCCUCUCCCCACCCCUCUUCCCUCCCCUCUCCCCUCCCCUCUCCCCACCCCUCUUCCCACCCCUCUUCCUACCCCUCUCCCCACCCCUCUUCCCACCCCUCUCCCCACCCCUCUCCCCACCCCUCUUCCCUCCCCUCCCUCCCCACCCCUCUCCCCACCCCUCUUCCCACCCCUCUUCCCACCCCUCUCCCCACCCCUCUCCCACCCCUCUUCCCACCCCUCUUCCCACCCCUCUCCCCACCCCUCUUCCCACCCCUCUCCCCACCCCUCUCCCCACCCCUCUCCCCAUCCCUCUCCACUCCCCGCUCCCCUCCCCUCUCCCCGCCCCUCUCCCCGCCCCUCUCCCCACCCCUCUCCCCACCCCUCUCCCACCCCUCGCCCCACCCCUCCCCCCACCCCUCUCCGUGCUCUUGGAUAUCCCCUGCAGGGCGCUGGUGAGUCCCCCAGGCAGCAUGGUGAUGGGGGUGGGGGGUGCGUUCCUGGACGCUGUGAGCCCUCCUUUUGGGGUUGUGAAGCGCGAGGAGCAGCAGCUGGAAGGGUUCUCCCUGCGGCAGCAGGACCAGCAGCAGCAGCAGCAACAGCAGCAGCAAGUGCAGCAGCAGCAACAGCAAUUUGCAGCACAAGAUAUGAAGCCGUCCAUGUAUGCGCCUAACGCUGCAACUAGGGAAGGCGUCUGCGGUAUGAUGGACAGCAACAACAAGGGCCCGGACAACAACAACAUUGUCUGCUUUGACUCCCAGACCGGCGCAGACAACAGCAACAAGAGGUCGGGAAACGGGUAUGCCCCCCCUACAGUAGCAGCACCGGUAUCACCACCACUGGCACCACUGGCAUCGCUGGCAGCAACAACGAGCCCUCUUCCCUCCCAGGCGAGCAGGUUGCAAUCUCAGACGCUGCUGCAGCAGCAGCAGGAGAUGCAAUGUGCUUUGCAGGGGACGGAGAGGGUGAGUACAACGAGGCCUUUGGGUGUGAGUAUGGUGAGAUGGGGCUUGAGGAUUUGUCACGUGGGGGGGCGACCUUGA
Messenger RNA from Closterium sp. Yama58-4, 3819 nucleotides. The record is from the annotation of a GenBank genome assembly. NCBI's taxonomy places the organism in Eukaryota, Viridiplantae, Streptophyta, Zygnematophyceae, Desmidiales, Closteriaceae.